UAUGCUCUCUAGUAGUUGUAACUCUCCAACCACCAAUUCUAAAUGGCUUCUCCAUCAUCAUCAUCAUCAUCAAUAGUUCUUAGGAACCCAAGAUUCUUCGUUUCUUCUCCUCACAACAUCUUCAAAACCCAAGCUCAUACCGUAAUCUUGAAAACAAAGUUCAAGACAGCUUCCAUCAUUUGCUCGUCUUCAUGUACAAGCACAAGCUCUUCAACGACUCAAGAGAAGCUACCAAAGAAGCAAACCCAUGUGCUAGACGACAAACUAGAAGAAAAGGAAGAAGAAGAAGAAGAGGAAGAAGAAGAAGGGGAAGAAGUUGGUCUUCGAGAUAUUUGGAGAGAAGUUGAAGGUUGCAAUAAUUGGGAAGGACUACUAGAUCCAAUGAACAAUCAUCUUCGAAGAGAGAUCAUACGUUAUGGCGAAUUUGCUCAAGCUUGCUAUGACUCCUUCGACUUCGAUCCUCACUCUAAAUAUUGUGGCUCUUGCAAAUACCAUCCUUCUGAUUUCUUCUCAAACCUUGACUUACAUCUCCACAAAGGCUACACUAUAACACGUUACCUCUACGCAACAUCCAACAUCAACCUCCCAAACUUCUUCCAGAAAUCAAAACUCAGCUCCAUUUGGAGCCAACACGCGAACUGGAUGGGUUAUGUUGCUGUAGCUACGGACGAAGAAGAGGUGAGACGACUUGGGAGACGUGAUAUAGUCAUCGCUUGGAGAGGCACAGUCACUUAUCUCGAAUGGAUUUAUGACUUAAAAGAUAUUCUUUGUUCAGCUAACUUCGGUGACGACCCAUUGAUCAAGAUUGAACUAGGUUUUCAUGACUUGUACACCAAGAAAGAAUAUUCUUGCAAAUUCUCUUCAUUUUCGGCUCGGGAACAGGUUCUGGCCGAAGUCAAACGGCUUCUUGAGUAUUACGGUACCGGAGAAGAAGGCAAUGAGAUAAGCAUCACCGUGACAGGGCACAGCCUUGGUGCAUCUCUUGCUUUGGUCAGUGCUUAUGAUAUAGCAGAGCUUAAAUUGAAUCACUUACCGGAGAACAAUUAUAAAGUUCCAAUUACUGUAUUCUCUUUCUCGGGACCACGAGUAGGUAACUUGAGGUUCAAGGAAAGAUGUGAUGAACUAGGGGUUAAAGUUUUGAGAGUGAUUAAUGUGCACGACAAGGUACCUUAUGUUCCAGGUAUAUUCGCAAACGAGAAAUUUCAGUUUCAGAAGUAUGUAGAAGAAAAAACAUCAUUCCCAUGGAGCUACGCGCACGUAGGCGUCGAGCUUGCCUUGGAUCACAAGAAAAGCCCGUUUCUGAAACAGACUAAGGAUUUGGGUUGUGCUCAUAACCUAGAGGCUUUGCUUCAUUUGGUGGAUGGAUAUCAUGGAAAAAAAGAAGCAGAGACUAUGUUUUGUUCGGCGACAAAGAGAGAUAUAGCUUUAGUGAAUAAGAGUUGUGAUUUCUUGAGAAGUGAGUACCACGUGCCGCCUUGUUGGAGACAAGACGAGAACAAAGGGAUGGUCAAGAGCAGCGACGGACGGUGGAUUGUACAGGACCGACCACAGCUCGAGCCUCACAGGCCAGAGGAUAUCGCUCAUCAUCUUCAAGAAGUUCUUGGGAAGUUUAAUGAAUAUGAUUUUAAACCCAAAAUGACUUAAGUCUAAAUCAAAAUAAUUAAAUAAAAAGACUUAAUAAUAUGUGGGUCAAGUGUAGUAAAUUGUGUGUGUUUAGUGUUUGGCUACGGCUUUAAUGAAUUCUCUGUCAUUUAAAAAAUAUGAUUAUUAGCUUGAAUAUAUGGUUUAGAAGGGAACCAAUUUCAUA
Capsella rubella is the source of this 1807-nucleotide messenger RNA. RefSeq names its product phospholipase A1-Igamma3, chloroplastic. The record is from RefSeq and is a predicted model, not a curated record. Bases 43 to 1644 code for a protein of 533 amino acids. The transcript has a single exon. NCBI's taxonomy places the organism in Eukaryota, Viridiplantae, Streptophyta, Magnoliopsida, Brassicales, Brassicaceae. Gene Ontology annotation, molecular function: glycerophospholipase activity. Gene Ontology annotation, biological process: lipid metabolic process.